Molecule: messenger RNA, 4872 nt
Organism: Adineta ricciae
Lineage: Eukaryota; Metazoa; Rotifera; Eurotatoria; Adinetida; Adinetidae
Source: the annotation of a GenBank genome assembly
AUGUAUCCGAUUUGUUCAAGUUAUUUUAUUGAACAAGAAUGGAUUAAAUCAUUAUAUUUUGAAAAUGCAAGUCAAUAUGGAGUUUGGGAUUUUCGAACAACAGCUUAUUCACAAUUUGAAAUUUUAUCAAAAUUUUGUUUACUUUCCAAAGAAAUUCUUAAUGAAAUUCGCCUGGAUAUAAAUAAAACCAAACUUGUUACUUUUUCUGUACAUUCGGAAAAGGAAAUUGAAAUUGAAAUCAAUAGAAAAAUUGAUUUUCUAAACAAAAGUAUGUCAUAUCGAAUCAUUUCAUUUUUACAUUAUUUAAAAAAUACAAUACAAACACAUCGUUUUACUUCAUCAUUGAAUACAAAUUCUAUGAUAUUAACACGUGAAUCAGAAGAUGAUGAUGAUGAUCAAUUUUUAAAAUUAGAAUCACAUGAUGUUUCUUAUGAUUCGAAUAAGGGACACAAAAUAUGUAGUAAAUACAAUUCAUUAAUAAAUGCAACAGUCUCUUCAGUUAAUUAUGAAACAAUUUUACCUCUUGUUAGAACUCGAAUGAAACCAAUGGUAAAUUCAACUAUUAUUAAUGGAUUUUACACAGGAUGUACUCCACUUGACGCAAUUCUUCAUAGUACAUUAGAUUGUUUAUAUGAUAUAACAUGUCUUCAGUUAUUAUUGAAGUAUUUUCCAAAUCUUAAAAAAAUAAAUUUUAAUCCAAAUAGUUCAAUAUUAACAUCAGAAUAUGAAUAUAUUUCAAUAAAUGAAUCAUUAAAUAAUCUUUUUAUCAAAAAUUGGUCAAAAAAUAUAAAUUAUUUCAAAUAUUUUAAUGAAUGUUCACCAUUAUCAUGUUCAUAUUCGAUGAAAGAACGAACUGAAUUAUCUUAUUCAAUAACUCUUUUUAUAAGUCUUUAUAGUGGUCUCAUUAUUAUUCUUCGUCUUGUUUCAUCAUUUACAAUCGAUUUUAUCACAAAAUUAAGAUUUUUUUUUCAAAAAACGAAAUCAAAAUUCAAACAGCUAUUCCUCGUAUACGAUCAUAUUGUUUUCUUUUUAUUAUCAGGUUCAAUUUGUGUUCUAUGUUUAUUUACAUCAUUAAAUGAUGAAAUCUUAACAAUAACUGUUCGAAAUAUAUCAAUAAUAGAAUAUAAAUCUUUAGAAAUUCGAUAUUCGAAUACACUUCGAUGUCCAUGUUUAAAUAAGGGAAUAAUGUAUAAAAACUUUCUUUCAAUAUCACCACGUUUUCAUCAAAUAUGUUCAAGUGGUUUCGUUAAUGAUUAUUGGAUUUAUUUAUUAAAAGAAGGAGUUAAUUCAGUGGUUUAUAAUGAUUGGCGUAAUGGUGCCUAUGCACAAUUUCAAUUAUUAAGAGAUUUUUGUAAAUUAGCUGAUGAAACAAUAGAUGAUUCAAUAAAACGAUAUCUUUCACAAUUAUUUAUUAGUUCAUCUAUAAUAAAUCAAAAUGAUUUUAAUAAACAAAUUAAUUCAAGUCUUAAUCAAUUUUAUAAAUCAAUAUCUUUUCAUUUUCAAUUAAUGAUAAAUAUUUCACAAUUAUUAAUGCAAAUUGAUCAAUUUUAUACAAGUGCAUAUGGAGCAGCUGGUUAUGAAUCGGGUAUUAAUUUAAUUCAAAUUGAUAAAUUUGAUGCAACAAUCAAAAAUAAAACGAUAAACUUUCAAUUUCUCUUAAAUGGAAUUCAAGAGAUUGAUUCAAAUAAGCUCUCAUGUAUUUGUGCUACAAAUCCCAAUUGUGAAAUGUCAUCGGUUAUAUAUUCAUUUGGUUUGGCAACUAAUCCCAAUAAUGGCAAAAUACCUGCUCAUAAUAUAUCAGGUUGGAUUCAUCGAUGUACACAUAUGAAUUCUCUUCUUUAUUCAACAUUGGAAUGUUUUUAUGAAGAUUCAGAAUGUUUUCCAUUUGUAUUACGACAUUUAGAUAAACAACUUGAAAAUGUUCAUUUCUCAUUAUCAAAUUCAAUUGAACCAUUAAUUUCUAAUCAAAAUCUCAGUCAAUUUUCUCCUAAUACAACAAUUUCAAAUAUAUUUAAAGAAAUAAUGAUUGAAGAAUGGAAUAUAUCUUUAUUUUAUGACCUAUUUUAUAAAGAAUGUUCACCAAUCCAUUGUACUUAUUCAAAAAAAGUUCGUAAAGAAAAUUUUCUUGGAGUAAUAAUAAUAUUAAUAUCAAUGAUUAAUGGAAUUAUGGUUUCAUUACGAAUUCUUACACCUCGUCUUAUUUUAUUUAGUUUCAAAUUAUUAGAAAUUUUAUCUAAGAAAAAACGAAAGCGACGAAUUCAACAAAAUCGUUCCAAUCGAAUAAAAAGAUUUCUAGAAAAUCUUUUGAAACUUUUUGUUAAAACUCUUUUUGAAUUGAAUAUUUUUUCGUCACGGGAUUUUGGAUAUGACACUGAUCGAUUAAUAUCUAUAAAAUAUGGUCAAUGGGCAACUCGUCUUUAUAUGUUUUCAUUUAUUUUCACAAUAACAAUUCUUUUCUUUUACACAAACAUUCAAUCACGUAUUGUAACAAAAAAUUUUGAUAAGCCGGAUUUAAACUCUUAUGAAAAAUUACGAGAAAGUUAUGGAAAUAAAUUACAAUGUUUAUGUUCAAAAAUAGCAUCAACAUACAAUGACUCGCUCAAAAUUGAAACCAGAUUUCAUCCGAUUUGUUCAAGUCAAUUUAUUGCUGAGGAAUGGCGAAUUUCUUUAACCAAUGGUUUAAUUUCAAAUUUAUCAAUUUAUCAUGAACGAGAUUAUCGUCGAUUUCUUUCAGCUCAUUUACAAUAUCUUCAAGGUUUAUGUCAAAUCUCACAAAACGUAGUUUAUAAUUCCAUAAAUGAACUUCUUUCAUCAUUAUUAAUAACAAUUGAACUUUUACCUAAAGAAAAUUUCGAACAUCGUCUAAAUAUUCUUAUCGAACAAAGUCAAAGUAAUUCUCCUAUUUUACUUUCAUACUUUCUUUCAAUGACUCGUAUAAUUAAUCAUGGAAAUGCCUUUCUAUCAACAUAUGGAACAAAUUUUCUUUAUAAAACAAGAAUAAAUCGAAAUCCUCGUAGUUAUCUCUAUACAGAAUCAAUUACUUAUGACAAUCAAUGUUCAUGUGGAAUGUUUUCAAAUUGUACAAGUCAAGCUUAUUUUCUUGAAGAAAAUUCUUCAUUUCCAAUCAAAGGUAUGAAAAUGGGUUGUACACCAAGUGAAUCAUUUCUUGAGUCAACUCUUGAAUGCUUUUAUGAUCAAUCUUGUCUUAACCUUAUUUAUCAAUAUACAAAUUUGUCAAAUUCUUCAAUUGCAUUAAAUACAUCAAUUGAUUUUUUACCAAAUCUUACAAUUAAUGAAUUAAUUCAUCAUUCAUUUAUCAAACAAUGGUUAAAUAUAACAAAUUAUUCUUCAUAUUAUAAUAUUUGUUCACCAUCAAUAUGUUCAUAUACUUCUCUUGAAAGAUUUAAUUUUUUAUAUAUUAUAACACUUUUUCUUAGUCUUCAAGGGGGUUUAACCUUAGUUUUUAAAUGGAUUUCACCAAAAAUAAUUCAAAUUAUCUUUACAAUCUAUAAUUAUUAUAAAACAAAACGAAAUUCUAUUUAUCCUAUUGUAAUCUUGUCAAAUAAUAUUAAUAUUCAAACAAGAGAACGAAGAAUAUCUGAAAACACACGAAUUAUUUUAUCAAUUCAACAUUAUUUAAAGAUAACUUUAUUAUUUAUAUUUUUAAUUGGAAUUCUGAUUAUUUUUUCAAUUUACUACGCAAAAACUAUUUCAACUAAAAAUGGUAUUGCUGAUAAUACAACAGCAAUAAUCAUGUCAACAUCUUCAACUAUAUCAGACUCAUUUUGUGAAUUGGAAUUCGAAGAAAUCUCAAUGAAUAUAUCAUGUAAUGAAACGAAUUUCAGAUUUCUCAUAAGCACUGGCCAUUUCAAUAAGGAUAAUUCCAUUGAUAUCAUAUAUUUAUGUGAUAAUUUAUUAAAUUCAAAAAUAUUUAUUCUAUUUGGUAAUAAUAACGGAACAUUUCAAAAAGCAAUAAUUAAUUCAUUUGAAAAUAUAAAUGAAAUUAAUCAUAUGAAUAUAAAUGAUUUUAAUAAUGAUAAUCAAUCUGAUAUUCUUUUAAUCUAUAAUAUGAAUAUGAAAUCAUAUCUCAUCGUUUUACAAGGAAAUACUAAUGGAAGAUUUGAAAAAAGUUUCAUACCUGUGGCACUAAAAAAUGAUCCACAAAAAAUUAGUGUUAAUCAUUUGAAUAAUGAUAAAAUACUGGAUAUUAUUAUGAUUAUGCCUGUAGAAGAGAAUAUUUAUGUCAUGUUCGGAAAUUCAAACGGAAGUUUUUCAUUAAAAUACGUUUUAUUUACAGCCUUGUAUUGUGAAUUAACGGAUUUAGUUGUUGGUCAUGUUAAUUAUGAUGAGUUUGUCGAUAUCAUUGUUUAUGAUGGUAAAUCAUCACAUAUUUAUGUAUUUUUUGGGACAAGCAAUGGAACAUUCCUAGUACAAAAAUCAUUUUUUACUUCAAUUGAUUCUGGUUUAAAUUAUAUUUCAAUUGAUUAUUUAAAUAAUAAUAAUAUUGUCUUUCUUUAUCAAUGGAAAGAUAUUAUUUACAUGACAUAUCAAUAUAAUAAUAAUCGUUUCAUUAGAAAUCAUAAAAUUAUUUUAGAAUCAAUUGAAAAAUUAAUUUCAGUUCUUAUGAUUGAUAUUAAUCAUGAUAAUCAUUCGGAUAUUAUUGGUUUAAGCCGUUCACAUGGAAUUUAUGGAUUAUUUUCAUAUGAAAAUGGACAAUUUAAUUCGCAAAAAAUCUAUGCAAAAGAAAUUGAAAGUUAUUUUGUAUCACUUCUUAUUAAUGAUAUUAAUAAUGAUAAUUAUCAAGAUAUGAUUACUGUUGAUCGUCAAACAAUGUCAAUUUAUAUAUUAUUAAAUAAAAACAACUGUUUAUAA